GUGUGUUUUCGGGCUCCUUCAUGAUUUUUGGAACUUCUUAUGGAUACCAGGAACCCGGGGAUUUCUAGAGAUGCUCUCAGACAGCGGGACCUUCAAAGCCAAUGCACUCACAUCUUGUUUUUCCCCCAAACCAGGAUUUCCCAUUCCCAAGUCUUAUCUAGAUGGAGGAAAAGGCCAUGAGGAAGAGGAAGAUGCCCUGGGACAGCCAGGCAGACAAGGCGCUGAGGGCAGAGACCAUGGAGGACAAAUCCCCGCAGCAGAACCUUGUGGAAGAGGCCGUUUGGAGCUGCUCCACAGUGCAGGAAUCCAACGGGGAGGAAAUGCCGCGGAGAUCCCACACAAGGAGGGGCUGCAAACACAGAUCAUGGGGAUCCAAGGGAGAAAGACCCAGUCUGGGCCAGCCAGGCGGCCAGAGAUCUGGCCACAGCUCUGAGCUGAGGGUCCAUGAGCAGCUUCAUGAUGGCAAGAAGCCCCUCCAGUGUUUGGAAUGUGGGAAAAGUUUCCAUAGGAGCUCCAGCCUGGUCCGGCACCAGAUGAUCCACACUGGUGAACAGCCCUACAAAUGUGGGGAAUGUGGGAAGGGCUUCAGAAACACCUCCGACCUGAUGCGGCACCAGACAGUGCACACUGGGGAACGGCCCUACGAGUGUGGGGAAUGUGGGAAGGGAUUCAGAUGGCGCUACAGCCUGAUCGUUCACCAGAGGACCCAUACAAUAUCGCGACCAUAUGAGUGUGGGGAAUGUGGGAAGAGCUUCAACCAGAGCUCCCACCUGAUCCGCCACCAGAGGAUCCACACUGGGGAGCAGCCCUAUGAAUGUGGGGAAUGUGGGAAGAGCUUCAACCAGAGCUCCCACCUCAUCCGCCACCAGAGGAUCCACACUGGGGAACGGCCCUAUGAGUGUGGGGAAUGUGGGAAGAGCUUCAGACUGAACUCCAGAUUGAUCUGCCACCAGAUGAUCCACACAGGUGAACGGCCCUACAAGUGUGGGGAAUGUGGGAUGGGCUUCAGGAAGAGCUCCAACCUCACCCGGCACCAGAUGAUCCACACUGGGGUACGACCCUAUAUGUGUGGGGAAUGUGGGAAGGGCUUCUGUGACAGCUCUCGCCUGAUCAUGCACCAGGCAAUGCACACUGGGGAAUGCCCCUACAAGUUCUCAGAAUGUGGGAAGAGCUUCAGCCAGAGCUCCAACCUGAUUGUCCACCAGAGGAUUCACACUGGGGAGAAGCUCUAUGAGUGUCCUGAGUGUGGGAAGAGGUUUCAGCAGAGAUCCCAUCUGCUCAGGCAUCAGCAGAUUCACACACAAGAGAGGCCCUUCCACUGCCCUGACUGUGGGAAGGGCUUUAAGAAAAACUCCACCCUCAUCACCCACCAGCGGAUCCACACCAGGGAGAGGCCCUAACAGUGUCC
Oenanthe melanoleuca is the source of this 1408-nucleotide messenger RNA. Its product is annotated as zinc finger protein ZFP2-like. Gene Ontology annotation, molecular function: DNA-binding transcription repressor activity, RNA polymerase II-specific. The record is from RefSeq and is a predicted model, not a curated record. The transcript has 2 exons. Gene Ontology annotation, biological process: negative regulation of transcription by RNA polymerase II. The coding region runs from base 162 to 1400 and encodes 412 amino acids. NCBI's taxonomy places the organism in Eukaryota, Metazoa, Chordata, Aves, Passeriformes, Muscicapidae.